AUGAGGGCCAUCCAGGGCGAACUAAAAUGCAACAGCGACUUCGACAAACUUGUUGGUGGCCAGGUAUGGAUGAUUCUGUGGUUAGAGUUGUCGAUUCUUGUUCCGGAUGCAGAUGUGGCAAUCGAUUUUCUCGGACCCCUACCUUCAGGUGAUUACCUACUCGUCAUCAUUGAUUGUUUUAGCCGAUACAAAGAGGUAGAAGUCCUGAGGAAAAUAACUGCAUGUGAAACGGCUAAUCGUUUGGAAAGCAUUUUUGUGAGACUCGGUUAUCCCCGAACUAUUACUCUGGACAAUGGGCGUCAAUUUGUCAGUAAUGAGUUUGAUGAAUAUUGCAAGACUCGGGGAAUAGUUCUCAAUAGAACAACACCUUACUGGCCUCAAGAGAACGGGUUGGUCGAACGCCAGAAUCGUUCUUUGGUGAAACGAUUGAAAAUCAGUCAAGCUUUGAAAAAGGAUUGGAAGCAAGAUCUGUUCGCAUACUUAUCCAUGUAUUACUCGACACCGCAAAGCACUACAGGAAAGACACCAACCGAAUUAAUGUAUGGAAGGAACAUAAGAACCAAGCUACCGUCUCUGCAAGACAUAACUACGGCGGUUCCAUUCACUGAUUUUGCUGAUCGUGAUCAACAAGCCAAAGAAAAAGGGAAAGAGAGAGGAGAUGUUAGACGCAGAGCAAAACCUUCAGGUCUGGUAGUAGGUGAUAAGGUUUUGGAAAAAAAUUUAAUACCUGGUAAUAAGCUCACACCGACCUUCAAUCCGUCGGUUAUGACAGUCACUGCGAAAGAAGGAGCACGAGUUACAGUUGAAGAUAAUAAUAGGAGAGUUUAUCAGAGGAACUGUAGUCACCUUAAGAAGCUAGGUUCAGAGCAAAAUUAUGCAGAUAAAGGCGAAGCUCUCAACGUGAUGGCACCGGUCGGUGAUCAUCAUGAAGUCGAACGUCUACGAAGCUCCGAAUUACUUAUGGAAAGGCCCGAUGAAAGUUCAACAACCGCAGCUGAUUUAUCAAGUGAUCCUGCGUCGCCACUUGCGGCUUCGUCCAGUCCAGUCGUCACCAUGCCAUCAGAAGGAGGAAGGGCCCGCAGGAACACAAAGAUGCCAAAUCGUUUCAAUGAUUGUGUCAUGGAGUAUUAA
Toxorhynchites rutilus septentrionalis is the source of this 1131-nucleotide messenger RNA. RefSeq lists its product as uncharacterized. Gene Ontology annotation, biological process: DNA integration. The transcript is spliced from 3 exons. The coding region runs from base 1 to 1131 and encodes 376 amino acids. The record is from RefSeq and is a predicted model, not a curated record. Gene Ontology annotation, molecular function: nucleic acid binding. Lineage: Eukaryota; Metazoa; Arthropoda; Insecta; Diptera; Culicidae.